UUACUUUUCAAUACAGACACAGUUGGACAGCUGCAGCAGGAGGUAGCAUCACCAGACUCUCCCAGUCGAAUACCGAUCGCCAAGCAGAAGAACUGUAAGAUGGCGCAGGCUAUAUUUGAGGUGCUGGAAGGCAUGGACAAUCAGACAGUGUUGGCUGUCCAGUCCUUGCUGGAUGGUCAAGGAGGUGUUCCUGACCCCAACAACCAAAAUGUCUCCGGAACGACAGCAAUACAGUCUAUGGAUGACGAGGAUGUGUUCUUGUGUGGCAAAUGUAAGAAACAGUUCAACUCCCUGUCAGCCUUCAUGUCACACAAGAGGGAACCGUGCCAGUCGAGCACCCCGUCUCUCUCUACUGUGUCCUUGGCAUCCACUAACGCCUACACACCCGUCCCCUCCAUUACCUCAGGGCCGCCGGGCAGUGCCAAUAGGCAGGUGUCCACCUACAUCACCGUCCCCCCGUCCCCUUUGACACACACUCUGGUCCAAGGCAACGUGCUGGUCAGUGAUGACAUCCUCAUGUCGGCCAUCUCAGCCUUCACCUCCAUUGACCAGCCUAUGGCCACCAUGCAGACACCUAUACAGAGUAACCCUAGCAUGCAUACAACUGGCAUAUCGUAUCUUCAGCAUCAUCACCACCACCAUCAACAACAACAACAACAGCAGCAGCAGCAGUCAUCCUCGCACCCCCUGCCUCCAGGCCAGACUCCGGCACACCCUUCACCUCCAGGACAGCCCAGUCUCUCCUCCUCAAACAUCCCAGUCAGCCACAGCAACUCUGUAGUUCAGGUCUACAGCACACUGCCACACAUGGCUGCCGGUGGUAAUGCGGAGAUCCAUACACUGGGUCUGCAUCCAUUUCAUUCUGUGCAGGUUCCCAGUCAGUGUGUGGAGAGCCAGUCGUUCACCACCCCUCCCGUCUACAGCCCAGGCAGGCUGGGCAUCAAAACCAAGACGUGCAGCGUCAACGCCAACACCGCCGAGUUAGGGGAAUUUGAAAAACUUGUUGGCCCUAAACGGCUGCGGAAUGGAAGAAAAAGCCCUGACGUAGCCGCAGCAGAGUCGCUGAAAGCCAAAGGUCCGAAACUGAAGUGCAAUUUCUGCGACAAAAUCUUCUCCAAGAACUUUGACCUUCAGCAGCACAUUAGGAGUCACACAGGAGAGAAACCAUUUCAGUGCAUCGUGUGCGGUCGAGCCUUUGCCCAAAAGUCCAAUGUGAAGAAACACAUGCAGACACACAAGGUGUGGCCUAUGGGCGUGGCCAGCACGGUAUCAAGGCUACCGAUCACAGUAAAGGUCGUGCCGGUGUCAACCAAUGAGGCGGAGGAAGGGAAUCAGCAGUGUGAACAGGAGGAGGCGGGGCUACGACAGCAGGUGACUCAAGAAGACGACUCAGCACAGACAGCCUCAGGGCAAGUGGAGGAGAUCACGCCAGAUGCUGAUGUGGAAGGCGUCGGCGAUGAACCCGCAACCACUCAACCUCACAGCCAGGAGGGCAACCCUCUAGCUCAUACCAAACAGAUGGUGGUGAUUGACAGCUCAUACCAGUGCCAGUUCUGCUCCAGCAAGUUCAAGACCUACUUCCAGCUCAAGUCCCAUCUCACCCAACACAAGGGGGAGCAGGUUUACAAAUGCGUGCUCAAGUCCUGUUCCCAGACUUUCCAGAAGCUGGAUCAGUUCCUGGAGCACAUCAGGACUCACCAGGAACAACUGACCUACCGCUGCCACCUCUGCAGCAAGGUAUUCCCGUCACUGUUUGAACUGGGAGUGCACCAGUACUCCCACUGCUUCUGCCCGCAGCAGAGCACACGGAAGGAAACCACAGUGUACAGGUGUGUGAAAUGUCAAAGCAGAUAUUCCACUCAAGAAGCUUUAGAGCAACAUCUACUGACCGCUUCACACAACUUCCCCUGCCCUCACUGUAAUAAGGUGUUCCCGUGCGAGAGAUACUUCCGGCGACAUCUCUCCACUCACGGCAUUGGCGGAAGGUUCAAGUGUCACGUGUGCAAGAAGGCCUUUAAGACGGAACACUACCUCAAACUUCACACGCGCAUUCACUCAGGGGAGAAGCCGUACAAAUGCUCCGUAUGCGACGCCACUUUCAACAGGAAAGACAAAGUUAAGCGUCACAUGCUCAUCCAUGAGCCCUUUAAAAAGUACAAGUGUCCUUUCAGGACACAUGUCGGCUGCACCAAAGAAUUCAACAGACCAGACAAACUCAAGGCACAUAUUCUGUCACAUUCAGGCAUCAAACCCUUCAAGUGUCUCUUCUGUCAGAAGGCGUUCAGUCGCAGGGCCCACAUGUUGGAGCACCAGCAGUCACACACGGAUAAUUACCGCUUCCGAUGCUCCGCCUGCAACAGAGGCUUCUCUAGACAGAGUUACUACAGAGACCAUAAAUGUUCAGGAGCAGCCAAUGACAAGAGACAUGAUGAUGAUGAUGAUGAUCAGGACGAUGAGGAUUUGGAACAGGAAGUAGAGGAAGCCGGGAGAACAAGGAGUGGAGGUCGGUUUACGAGGCGGUCCAGGAGGUCGAGGACCGAGGCCAGAGAAGAUGACAACCAGGAGGUGAGAACAGAGGAGGAAGGAGAGCAGGAGUUGACAGAUGAAGGCGGUCAGGCAACGUCGUCCAUGAUGCAAAGACAGCAGGAAGUGGACAUAUCACAGCAGAUCCACAGCAGCAACUCUUAAGAACAUUUCCCUGGGUCUUUGUUAAAUUAUUUGUUUUACAUUAAAACGUUAUGAAAACACACUAGCAUGCAUGCAUGGUCUGAAAGAUGC
Molecule: messenger RNA, 2778 nt
Organism: Doryrhamphus excisus (bluestripe pipefish)
Lineage: Eukaryota; Metazoa; Chordata; Actinopteri; Syngnathiformes; Syngnathidae
Gene: znf341
Product: zinc finger protein 341
Biological process (GO): regulation of transcription by RNA polymerase II
Cellular component (GO): nucleus
Molecular function (GO): DNA-binding transcription activator activity, RNA polymerase II-specific; RNA polymerase II cis-regulatory region sequence-specific DNA binding
Source: RefSeq, a predicted model, not a curated record